Trichomycterus rosablanca is the source of this 2199-nucleotide messenger RNA. It is a transcript of the gene pde1cb, whose product is annotated as phosphodiesterase 1C, calmodulin-dependent b. The record is from RefSeq and is a predicted model, not a curated record. Gene Ontology annotation, biological process: signal transduction. The transcript has 18 exons. Gene Ontology annotation, molecular function: calmodulin-activated 3',5'-cyclic-GMP phosphodiesterase activity. The coding region runs from base 1 to 2199 and encodes 732 amino acids. Gene Ontology annotation, cellular component: neuronal cell body. NCBI's taxonomy places the organism in Eukaryota, Metazoa, Chordata, Actinopteri, Siluriformes, Trichomycteridae.
AUGGGCUCGGUCACGUCCGCCCUCAGCAGGACCCGCAACACGCUGGUCAAGGUGGGAUCUGCGCCGCAGCGCGAGCCGGGCACGGACGCGGACUCGGGUCAUGCCGUGCGCACGAGCGUCCGCGGGGUUUUUCCGGGCCGGCGCGGGAAGGCGCGCGCUAAAGCCGCGCUGCCCGAGGCGAAGCCCGCGCAGGACGGAGCGCCGGAGCCGCAAACUCAGAGCACCACAGAGAGCGUGGCUAAUGAAGAUGGGGAAAGCGACAGCAGGCCACAGGCGACAUUUGCACGGUCCAAGUCCCAGAAUUCGUUGUGGAAUCCAGUUUCAGCUGGGACGGAGGUCAACGAACAGUCCAAAGGUCCAUGGAGCAUUCCAGACGACCCUCGCCGCCUGGAGGAGAUACUGGCUGAAGAGUUUCUUCCUACAGACAACCCGGACGCUUCAGAGAAAGCUGCCAUCAGGUUGAGAUGUUUGGUGAAACAGCUGGAGCGAGGUGAAGCGUCUCUCAUCGACCUGAAGAAGAACCUGGAAUAUGCAGCAUCAGUGCUGGAGUCCGUCUACAUCGAAGAGACAAGGCGUUUGGUGGACACGGAGGAUGAGCUCAGCGAUAUCCAGUCGGACUCGGUGCCGUCCGAGGUGCGUGAUUGGCUGGCGUCCACCUUCACGCGGCAGAUGGGUCUGAUGCUGAGGAAGACUGAGGAGAAGCCGAGAUUCCGCAGCAUCGUACACGCCGUGCAGGCCGGGAUAUUUGUAGAGAGGAUGUACAGACGAACCUCCAACAUGGUGGGACUGAGCUACCCAGCAUCCGUCAUCACCGUGCUGAAGCAUGUAGAUAAGUGGUCGUUUGAUGUCUUCGCCCUGAAUGAUUCCAAUGGAGAGCACGCUCUGAAAUUCAUCUUUUACGAGCUUCUCACCAGAUACGACCUCAUCAGCAGGUUCAAGAUCCCCAUAUCAGCUCUGGUGUCGUUUGUGGAAGCUUUGGAAGUGGGUUACAGCAAACAUAAGAACCCGUACCACAACCUCAUCCACGCUGCAGACGUAACACAGACCGUACACUACCUGCUGCUGAAGACUGGCAUGGUGCACUGGUUGACGGAGUUGGAGAUUUUUGCGAUGAUCUUUGCGGCUGCGGUGCACGACUACGAGCACACCGGUACCACCAACAAUUUCCACAUCCAGACCAGAUCAGACACAGCGAUUCUGUACAACGACCGGUCAGUACUGGAGAGCCACCAUGUGAGUGCAGCCUAUCGCCUCCUGCAGGAAGAUGAUGAGAUGAACAUCCUCUACAACCUGUCCAAAGAUGACUGGAGGGAGUUCAGAGCUCUCGUGGUGGAGAUGGUUUUGGCCACGGACAUGUCCUGCCAUUUCCAACAAGUCAAAUCCAUGAAGAACUUCCUCCAGCAGCCUGAGGGGAUUGAUAAACCCAAGGCUCUGUCUCUGGUCUUACACACUGCUGAUAUCAGCCAUCCAGCUAAGAACUGGGACCUGCACCACCGCUGGACCAGCACGCUGCUCGAGGAGUUCUUCUUACAGGGUGAUAAAGAGGCAGAGCUGGGACUGCCCUUCUCACCGCUGUGUGACCGUAAAUCCACCAUGGUGGCCCAGUCUCAAAUCGGGUUCAUCGACUUCAUCGUGGUUCCCACGUUCACCGUCCUGACGGACAUGUCUGAGAAGAUUGUGACGCCGCUCAUCGACGAGGCCACACACUCCAGUCUGGCAGGAUUCCGCAGGUCAAGUCUGAGCAGCAUCUCGGCAGCAGAAUCGAAACAGACGAGCGUGAACAGCCCGGCGACGGAGAGCAGCGCCUCGCACAACGGCUCGCUGCUCGCUGUCGACCUGAAGAACUUUAAAGCCAUCUGGAACGAGCAGGUCCUGCAGAACCGCGAGAGGUGGAAGGCUCGUGCUGCUAAAGAGACGGAGGAGAAGGCCAGACGUGAGGCAGAAGAGAAGGCUCAACAGGAGGCAGGAGGUCAGGAGGGACAAACAGAUGAAGGAACGAAUCGAUCGGGACAAAACAAAGAGGGAUUAGGAGCGGAACCGGAGCCUGGAGGGACAAGUGGUUCAAAACAGACUGAAAAUAAUGAAAACAGUCAGAGCAAUGAGAACAACAAAACACUACACAAUGGUGAGGUGUCGGACGAGGUGACAACACCAGGAAGUGAUAAUGGUGGAGACAAAGCACUUAAAGCCGUGAGCUGA